AGCACCAACAGGACAAACCUGCCCUCUACCCCGCCCCACCCCCGAAAUACACACCUCUUCCAUGCAGGGGCUCGUAAAGAUCUCAGGAGUAUAUAUGGAUUACACAAGGCGAGAGAGGGAUUGUGAAGCUUCAAACAGCUGAGAGAGUGUUCAAAGAAAAAGAAGAACAAGAAGAAAGAUAAAGAAGAUAAAGGAAAAAACAACAACCAUGAUGGGACACUGGCCACUCACAGUCCUGGUGACCUCUCUGCUUUGGGCUACCUGUCGAACAGCACCUGCUCAGUGUCACUUUAACUCACAAGCUCUUUGUGAGUAUGAGGGCAGAAGCUACUCUCUGGGGGAGAGCUGGAUGGAGAGUGGCUGUAUUCAGUGCACCUGCCUGCACCCUGUGGGAGUGGGCUGCUGUGAGACGGUCCACAGGCCGGUGGACUUCCCUGCCUGGUGCGAGGUGCGUGUGGAGGCUCUGACCUGCACCGUGCGUCUUGUGCAGAGCGCCGACCCCCGCUUGCCCUGUGUCUCCCACGGCAACAGCCUCGACCCCAGCCAUGGGACCCUGGGCAUGCAGCUGGGGAGAUAA
Alosa alosa (allis shad) is the source of this 577-nucleotide messenger RNA. RefSeq names its product microseminoprotein, prostate associated 1 (gene msmp1). The transcript has 3 exons. NCBI's taxonomy places the organism in Eukaryota, Metazoa, Chordata, Actinopteri, Clupeiformes, Clupeidae. The coding region runs from base 209 to 577 and encodes 122 amino acids. The record is from RefSeq and is a predicted model, not a curated record.